AUGGAAAGCUGGUUGCUGUCCUUUUUUCUCGGAUGCCUGGUCGGAGCUGGUGUGGCAUGGUACUUCGCUGGGCGGCCCCGAUGGGUCAGAGCUGGGAAGCUCAGCAGCCGAAAGACGAAGCAGCGACAGUACUUACCGCGCGGCUCCGCAGAUGCCAGGCUUGCGAGACAAGGCCACGCGGCUGAGCUCCUCCGCGAAGUUCGGUGCGAGGAUGCGAUUCCCUGGCUUCGGAGUACUCGGCUGCCUCCUUGCUGCGGCGUGCUUACAGGCGUGCCUGACAUCCACGAGUUGGACAGCAUGCUGAGCAUAGAAGGCUACAUCGAUUGGUUCCAAACAGUGGUGAAGCUCGUCUUACAGGCUAUUCCAGAAGAUGGGCGAGCCAUCUUCAUGCAAACAGACGUCAAAGUAACGCGUGAUGGUCAGCAUGGGCGAAAUGCCUCUGGCGGCAGCUACUGGCAGUGGCUGGACAAAGCCCAUCUAGCGCUGCAAGCUGCAUCACAGGUGCCCCGCGCACGACUUCUGUGGCACCGGGUCAUCUUCUCCGGCAAGCUGCAAGCAGGGGGCCGGAGUGGAUUCAGCGCCGGCUACACGCACUACCUGUGCUUCACAACUGGCGACGCCGACGAAGCACUGGAUCGCGGUGCUUUUCCAGAUGUGAUCCGGAAGGGCCUCUCCACUUGGACCUCGGGCUCGGGUGCUCAUGCAGUGCAGUUGGCCUGCAGCUACCUGAAGGCGCAGGGCAUCCUGACGGUGGUGGACCCUUUCUGUGGCGAAGGCUCCGUCCUGGCCAUCGCCAACGCUCUCGGCCUCUCCUCCCUAGGCCUCGAGAAGUCUGCGAAGCGCGCGAGGCAGGCAGAGACGCUGGAUGGUACCGCGCUGCUGCAGGCUGAUCGCGAAGAGUGCGAA
Molecule: messenger RNA, 906 nt
Organism: Symbiodinium sp. CCMP2456
Lineage: Eukaryota; Dinophyceae; Suessiales; Symbiodiniaceae
Source: the annotation of a GenBank genome assembly